UUUUCAAUUUUCUAAACACUUUGUACUAAAUCAAAAUGGCGUUGUACUAAAAAAUCAGGCGCACCAACUUUCACAUCAACUUCCUUCUGCCAAUUCCUUUUCUCUUAAAACGUGCAUAGUGACAAGUUUAGAAUGACUGUCGCAGACAAAAAAAAGUCCAGCGCACCAGCUAAAAAGCUGCCGGCCGUACCGGAAUCCAAAUUGAAGUUUGCCCAAAAGCGCAUCAGCAAACGUGCCAUCCUCACCAAGAGGAAGGUAAAACGUAGCACUGUUAUGGCUUUAAGGAAGCGUGAGAAUCUUCUCCGUGCUGAGAAAUACUCUCAUGAAUAUGCCAAGGCUGAUCGUCGUGAAAUCAAGAUGAAGCGUUUGGCUAAAUCAAAGGGACAAUAUUAUGUUCCCGGAGAAAGUAAAUUGGCUUUUGUCAUUCGUAUUCGUGGUAUCAACAAAGUUGCACCAAAAGUACGCAAGGUUCUUCAACUCUUCCGUCUUCGUCAAAUCAACAACGGAGUGUUCAUCAAAUUGAACAAGGCUACCAUCAACAUGCUGCGCAUUGCUGAACCCUACAUUACCUGGGGUUACCCCAAUUUGAAGUCUGUCAGCGAGUUGAUCUACAAACGUGGAUUUGUCAAGCACAGCAAACAGCGCAUUCCAAUUACAGACAACUUUGUCAUUGAGCGCAAAAUGAGCAAAAAGUACGACCUCCAAUGUGUCGAAGAUUUGGUUCAUGAAAUCUUUACCGUUGGCAAGAACUUCAAAUAUGCUUCAAACUUUUUGUGGCCAUUCAAAUUGAAUACACCAACUGGUGGAUGGCGCAAGAAGAAUAACCAUUAUGUUGAAGGUGGUGACUUUGGUAAUCGCGAGGACAAGAUCAACAAACUUCUCAGGAAGAUGGUCUAAGUUGGUCAGCAUUCUAGGAUUUUAAAGGAUAACUCUUUUUAUUAAAACUAAAAUAAAAACCUAAAAAAAUGAA
Molecule: messenger RNA, 970 nt
Organism: Episyrphus balteatus (marmalade hoverfly)
Lineage: Eukaryota; Metazoa; Arthropoda; Insecta; Diptera; Syrphidae
Gene: RpL7
Product: 60S ribosomal protein L7
Exons: 3
Coding region: 133-897 (254 amino acids)
Biological process (GO): maturation of LSU-rRNA from tricistronic rRNA transcript (SSU-rRNA, 5.8S rRNA, LSU-rRNA)
Cellular component (GO): cytosolic large ribosomal subunit
Molecular function (GO): structural constituent of ribosome; RNA binding
Source: RefSeq, a predicted model, not a curated record